This is a messenger RNA of Helianthus annuus (common sunflower), 1091 nucleotides long. RefSeq lists its product as uncharacterized. The record is from RefSeq and is a predicted model, not a curated record. The transcript has 2 exons. Lineage: Eukaryota; Viridiplantae; Streptophyta; Magnoliopsida; Asterales; Asteraceae. Bases 78 to 1016 code for a protein of 312 amino acids.
GAUAUAUAAGUGUCAUGAAACCAUAAACCAAAUUGCAAAUUAACACUAAUCACCUCUACAUCCCCAUUGUUAUAGUCAUGAAAACAAUGAGUUCAUUGCUUCUAUGGCUUCCAUUCUUGAUAGUCUCUUCGGUCAUGGAAUCUCUAGUCACCUCGCAACAAUCUCUUUUCGCGAUACCACCUCCGCCACCUUUGAUACCUAAGCAAGUGAGAUGUCGUUCUCCUUUGUUCCCGUCAUGUUUUGGUCAAUGGCACACUUGUCCGACCGACUGUAGAAAAGACUGCUACAUAGAUUGUGUUUCUUGCAAGCCUGUAUGCGGUUGCAAUAAUCCCGGAGCUUUGUGUCAAGACCCUCGAUUCGUAGGCGGAGAUGGUGUCACAUUCUACUUCCAUGGUCGAAAAAACCAAGAUUUCUGCCUACUAUCCGACCGCAACCUCCACAUCAACGGUCACUUCAUCGGAAAACGAAACCCCAAACUCACUCGCGACUUCACAUGGGUGCAAUCCAUUGGAAUAUUAUUCGAGGAUCACAAACUCCUCGUCGGGGCAAAGAAAACAUCAACAUGGGACGAUAGCGAAGAGCAUCUCUAUAUAUCCUAUGACGAUACGCCACUAUCCCUUAAUGGGGAAAAUUGGAAUUAUCGCAAUUCGUCCCUAAUGAUCACUCGAACAAGUCCAACUAACAACAUUGCCAUUGAAGUGCAAAAUAGUUUCCGGAUCAUGGCCAAGGUGGUCCCAAUCGGCGCGGAUGAAUCGAGAGUUCACGGUUAUAAUAUUACAAAUGAUGAUUGUUUUGCACAUUUGGACUUAAGGUUUAAGUUUUAUAGCCUAAGUGAUGUGGUGGAUGGUGUUUUGGGACAAACUUAUAGGAGCAAUUAUGUGAGUAAGAUUAAAGUUAGUGCAAAUAUGGCUGUGAUGGGUAACAUACCAAAGUAUUCUACUUCGGGAAUAUUUGCUACUGAUUGUAUUGUUUCCCGUUUUGGUAGUCGAAAUGGGGCUCCGAAGAUGGAUACCUAGUUCAUCUUUCAUUGUACUACACUACUACAUGUAUUAUUCGUGAAUGAAAUAAAAUAAAUGCCUUAUAUUAAUGCA